Microthlaspi erraticum is the source of this 669-nucleotide messenger RNA. The record is from the annotation of a GenBank genome assembly. Lineage: Eukaryota; Viridiplantae; Streptophyta; Magnoliopsida; Brassicales; Brassicaceae.
AUGGAGGUUCCUAGCUCUUGGGAUGCUUUACGGAAACAGGCGAGAAAGAUUGAAGCUCAGCUUGACGAGCAGAUGCACUCAUAUCGCAGACUUGUUUCCACAAAGGCUUUAGCGAAGUCAGAUGGCGCAGAGAGUGAUCUCGAAGCUGGGAUCGACUUACUUCUUAGGCAACUGCAACAAGUAAAUGCGCAGAUGCAAGCAUGGGUAUCUUCAGGUGGGUCAGAAAUGGUCUCACAUACUCUAACUCGACAUCAGGAGAUCCUUCAAGACCUGACUCAGGAGUUUUAUCGACACCGGUCCAGUCUUAGAGCGAAGCAAGAGCAUGCUUCACUUCUUGAUGAUUUCAGAGAGUUUGACCGGACUAGAUUAGACUUAGAAGAAGGCGAUGGGGAACAAGCCCUGCUUAAAGAACAUAUGGGAAUCAACCGCAAUACAGCGCAUAUGGAUGGUGUCAUUUCACAAGCUCAGGCGACACUUGGUACACUUAUGUUUCAGCGUUCAACUUUUGGAGGAAUCAACUCAAAGCUUAGCAAUGUCACCAGCCGUCUACCCACGGUGAACACUAUUCUGUCGGCGAUAAAGAGGAAAAAGUCGAUGGAUACAAUCAUUCUUUCACUCGUUGCUGCUGUGUGCACAUUUCUCAUAUUCAUCUACUGGUUAACCAAGUGA